This is a messenger RNA of Procambarus clarkii (red swamp crayfish), 581 nucleotides long. Its product is annotated as pro-resilin-like. Gene Ontology annotation, cellular component: extracellular matrix. Lineage: Eukaryota; Metazoa; Arthropoda; Malacostraca; Decapoda; Cambaridae. The record is from RefSeq and is a predicted model, not a curated record.
CAAUUCGAUACAGCCAGCAACAUGAACUCCAAGAUCUUGAUCGUGUUGGGCUUGGCAGCCCUUGCAGCAGCCGACAGCCGGGAGACCUUUGCUUAUGGCCCUCCUCGGGCGUACUCUGGUGAGUCGUUCGAGUCCGGUGAGACCAAGUACAACUUUAACUGGGUCGUCAAUGACGAUCCCUCCAGCAACGAAUUCAACCACCAGGAAGCUCGUGAUGAGGACGACAUCAAGGGAUCGUACUCCGUGCAGCUUCCCGACGGCCGUGUCCAGACCGUGACUUACUACGUGGACGGUGACUCUGGCUACGUGGCCGAGGUCACCUACCAGGGCGAGGCUCGCUACCCAGAGUCUGAUGAGUCCAGGGAGUAUGUCCCACCCAGGCCCCGGUACUCUGCCCCAGUAUCCCUAGAGUCCCGUGAGGCUCCCAGGCCACAGUACUUCUUCGGUGAUUCUAAUGAGUCCAAGUAACCACCUUCUCAGUUGUCCAGAAAAGCACACACAGUUAUUAACAAAACGACCAUUUAAUUGUAUAUAUUAUUAAAGCACAAAAUAUUUAUAUAAUUAUCAUUUAUUUAUAAAGU